AUGCCCGCCAUUCCACCUCUUCUCCCUUCCCUCUCCUCCGCCCCAGGAGCUGUCCCCAGCGUAAGCCUGCCUCUUACCACACAGGCUCCGAUGCCAGCCAUUCCCCCUCUUUUUCCUCCUUUUUCUGUCGUCCCACAAAAUGCCCACAGCGCGAGCAUGCCCCCGCCAGCAGUCACGGCAGCUACCUUUCCUCCUCAAACCCGCUCUCCCUUCUCACUAGCCUCAGCCACGCCCCUUCCAGCCCCGCCAAACGCUCUUGCACUGGAACCGCCCCCCGUACCCAACUCCAUCAGGACGCAAAUUCUGGCAGGUGCAGACAUAGAUCUUUUUUCUCUAUUGUCUCCAAUUUCACCCUCACCCGCCGAUCGCCAAAUCAAUUGCGGCGAUUUUUCAGUCACCCUCAAAAAUUCAGCGCACAACCAGUCACGUAUUUUGUCAUUUGCCGAAUUUACCAUCGCCUUCACCCGCUACUCUGAAGUCAUCUGCGCCACCUUUCCCCACAGGAGACGCGAGCUCAGCGACUAUCUCACGAUAGUCGCUGAACUCGCGCUAUCAUACGGAGGUUCCCACUUCUACACUUAUCACAAGUUGUUUUCCGCCAAAUGUGCCAUCCGCGUAGCCCAGUGGAACCAGUGUCCUUACUGGGGGGCUCUGGACACGGAGCUCCAUAACCGAGUGUUCCUGGGCUGCCGCAACAUUUCUUGCGCAGUCUGCCGUUCUUUUUCCCAUUCCACCAUCGACUGCCCUUUCAUUAAUCCAUCUAUUCCUCCCUGCCCCGAAUCAUCCCAACCCAAAUCCACCAGCUAUGUCCCGCGCCUUAUGGAUACCCCAGCCACACCCACUCCCACAUUUCGCCGCCGCCCAUCUUCCUCCGACAGCCAGCCACCAGGAAAUCUCAGGCAAAAACGCCUCAUAAUCGAUCUCUCAUCUCCACAUAAUUCCCCGUUCCCUAGCAUUAACAGCCUCAUUCCGCUCGAAGAAUUCUCUCUCCAUUAUCACGAUGUCGACCAAGCCAUCACCCUGAUUAAAGAGGCAGGUCGCGGCGCUUGGCUGGCCAAAGUCGACAUUACUUCCGCCUUUAAAGUAAUGCCCAUCCACCCAGGUUUUUGGCACUUAUUCGGCAUCCGCUGGAAGAACAAAUUCUAUUUCGCCGUCCGCCUCACAUUCGGUUGCAGAAGCAGCCCUAAAAUCUUCGACACAUUGUCAGAGGCAAUUUGCUGGAUCCUCUCCAACAAUUACAACAUACCCUACCUGAUUCAUCUUUUAGACGAUUUCUUAAUCAUCUCGCCCCCAGACUCCGUCCCAGCUGCACACCUCUUGACAACUCAAAAGCUCUUCUCAGAGCUCGGGAUUCCCCUCGCCCAAGACAAAACCGAGGGUCCUAGCACAUCCAUAGAAUUUUUGGGCAUCAACUUGGAUUCUCAAAAAUUCCUGGCCUCCCUACCCAAAGAAAAAAUUGACAGGACGAUCCUGGUAGCCUCCACUCUGUUAUCAAAAUCUAGCUGUUCCAAACGCGAACUAUUAUCUAUUCUAGGUCAUCUAAAUUUCGCGAUGCGCAUCAUCCCGCAAGGCCGCCCCUUCAUCUCCCACCUCCUCUCCCUUGCAUCCUCCGCCCACGCUCUAGAGGACAUCAUAUCCAUAACUGACUCGUGCCGCAACGAGCUCAGUCUAUGGAUAUCCUUCCUCAAACAAUGGAACGGCUUAUCUUUCUUCUACAGCAACCUGAUUUCUUCCCCAAUCGAUAUCCAAUUAUAUACCGACGCUGCCCCCUCCGUCGGGUUCGGAGGUUUUUUCAGAGGCCGCUGGUUCGCUUCCACAUGGCCCCCCCAGCUGGCACAUUUGCCACAGCAGCUUUCAUCCUCAGCGCUAUUCGAGCUUUAUCCGUUAGUGGCCGGCCUCCUAUGGGGCAAAGAGUGGUCCGCCACCAGCAUCAUCGUCCACUGCGAUAACGAAGCUACCGUGCACUGCAUUAACAAAGGUCGUUCCCAUUCCCCCGCACUAAUGCCUUUGCUUAGACGCUUGAUUUGGAUUUCGGCUUGUGACCAAUUUAUUAUAACCGCAAAACAUAUUCCCGGGUCAAAAAAUCAAAUUGCUGACUCUCUCUCUCGUUUUGCCUUUCAGAAAUUCAGAUUGCUGGCACCAGAGGCGGACCCGCUCCCAACCCCAGUUCCUCCUUAUUCAGAACUGAUAUUCCCAUGAACCACCCUCUGAGACCUCUCCUCGAAGCGUCCAUUAAUUCCAUUCUUCAAGCUGUCUCCCCCAGGACACUCCAAUCCUACCUU
Labeo rohita (rohu) is the source of this 2282-nucleotide messenger RNA. RefSeq lists its product as uncharacterized. Gene Ontology annotation, molecular function: nucleic acid binding. Lineage: Eukaryota; Metazoa; Chordata; Actinopteri; Cypriniformes; Cyprinidae. The record is from RefSeq and is a predicted model, not a curated record.